This is a messenger RNA of Xylaria bambusicola, 1709 nucleotides long. RefSeq lists its product as uncharacterized. The record is from RefSeq and is a predicted model, not a curated record. The transcript has 4 exons. Lineage: Eukaryota; Fungi; Ascomycota; Sordariomycetes; Xylariales; Xylariaceae. Bases 433 to 1581 code for a protein of 382 amino acids. Gene Ontology annotation, molecular function: dioxygenase activity.
UAAGGUAUUGUAGUUGGAGAUGCCCGAUCCACCAUAAAGACAUAAGUAAAUGCAAAAGAAUCGUUCCAUUAUCUAUCUGUUCACCAGGGUUUUGCCUAUCUGAAUAGACAGACGUAUCUACAACUAUAAAAGUAUACCCUAUUUUCCAUCGGUAUACCUUAAUCAAACUCUUCUCUCCAAAAGUAAAGACCUGCUUCAUUUCGCAAAUUCAUAAGGACCUUGGCAAGCACUGCCAAUGCAAAUGUAAACCUGAACUGUGUUGUUGACUGAUUUGCCACUCAUAAAGAGUAUUCCGAGGGCCAUUUACUUUGCUCUCCCCUCCACGCUCAAAGCCACGCUCUUGGAGCCCCGCCUCGAGAAAAACCACAAUCUGCCCCUCCAACAGCAAAAAGGGAAACGACACCAGGGAAACACACAACACACAAAACCAAAAUGAGUCUGCUAGAGGAGCCCGCAAUGGACCUCCCAGUCAUCGACCUGGACAUCUUCCUCUCGUCGCCCGACUCGGCCGCCGCGCAAGAGGAGUGCGCGAAAGCGGCCCGCGCCCUCAUCUCCUACGGCGCGCUCGUGCUGCACGACAGCCGCGUGGCCGAGCCCGACAACGUCGCCUUCCUCGAUCUCCUGGAAGACUACUUCGCGCAGCCCGAGGACGUGCUGCGCGGCGACGAGCGGCCUGCGCUCGGAUACCAGGUCGGCGUCACGCUCGAGAACACCGAGAAGCCCAAGUGCGCUGUCGACGAGCCCUGUCUCGACGUCAUUCGUCGCCUUGCGCCUGAGGAGCGGCCGCUUGAUAUCAGUGGGCAUGCGCCGGAUCCGAAAUGCCGCUUCUUCUGGCGCAUGGGAGAGCCCGCGCCGUACAAGACGCAAUUCCCGGGCUUGAACGCCGAGAACAUUGUCCCUGCUGCCGAGGGCAUCCGCGAGCGCUGGACGCCUGUCAUGACGCAGUGGGGUGAGAGCAUGAAGAGCGCUGUUUCCGGACUCGCGCAAAUGGCGGCUGUGGGCAUGGGUUUGCCUGCCGAGACAUUCAGCGAUGCAGCAAGAUAUGGCCCCCACCUCCUCGCCCCCACAGCCUCAGACCUGCACAAAUACGGGCAGAAAGACACCAUCCUCGCAGGCUUCCACACGGACCUGAACUUCCUCACGAUCCACGGCCGCAGCCGGUAUCCAGGCCUGCACAUCUGGGCGCGCAACACAGGCCGUCGGAUCCCCGUGAAGAUCCCCGCGGGCAACCAUCUCCUCGUGCAAGCGGGCAAACAGCUCGAGCACGUCACGGGGGGACUGGUAAAAGCUGGUUUCCACGAGGUUGUGGUCAACGACGCUACGAUCGCGACGAUCAAUAAGAGGAAAGAGGAAUUCCCGGAUAGACCGCUCGUCAGGAUUAGUAGUACCUUUUUUUACCAUCUUGCGAGCGAUUUCGAUUUGGUUCCUAUCCCGCAACUCGUCGAGCGCGCGAGGAUUGUAAGAGAGGAGCAGAGUAAGCUUGGGCGUGAUGAGGGUGAUGUUGUGGAGUAUAGGGGGAUGAAAGUUGGGGAGCAGGUUCAAGAGUACGUCAUCCUUUACCCAAUUAUUGUUUUUUUUUAAAGGUUUAUUUUCUUUUCUCCCUUCUACUCCCCCCUCCCUGCCUCCCUUUCAUGUCGUUCUUAGUUGUUCCCUUAUGGUAUGCGAAGAUACUAACUAUACUCGCAGUGAAUUAAAGCAUAUCGCGUUAA